AUGGCAUCAACAAAGUUCCCCCACGGCUCAGCCUGUCAGCUCAUCGAGCCUACGGUAGAGCUCGAGGCAAAAUUGCACAAGUCUACUCUUCUCUUCACCAGGCCCGAGCUGACACGACAUCCUACCGACCUCUCAGCAAUAUGGAAACCUCAGAGGGGUCCGCAGCUCUUCGACACAUAUAACGAGCCAACCACUUGCCUCUCAACCGAACCGCACGAACAAGCCGUCAAAGACCCGGUACAACAUUAUUUCGGUUGCAUCGAGAUCUGCCAGCGGCCCGAUUUCUUCAAGGAAUCGAAUCAUGUCUGGGUCAAUGAGCGUGAGAUUGAGCGUAAGAAGCUCGGGAUGGCAAUGGACAAUGCUCAAAGACCUCUUUCGACGGACGAAAUCAACGCGAAGCUCGAUGAGACGAUGAAGAAAAGAAUGAUUAACGUGGCAAUUGCAAUUGAGGCCCGGUACAAACGAACCGAGGUAAUGCGCCGGGCUAUCAUGAAACCUCCGUCGUCGGGUGGACAGCCAGGUCUUGUCGCCAACGUGCAGAGGAGUCGUCAUAAGUGGAUGACCUCUGAGAAGUUCGAGGAUGGUAUUCCAACCGUUCGGAAAUGGAGGAAGGGGCCCCAAGGGAAACACAGGCCCAUCGAUGAGGUAAAGGUUGGAGAACACACAGUUUCUGACAGGAUCCAGACCGGACGCGAAGAGGUUCAACGCUUCAUCGAGCAACAUGGGAUUAAUAAUGACCGAAAUUUCGCUCCCGGAGACCUAGAGUACAGCAUUGAACGAGACGUCUACGCCCAUCUCAUCGAAUUUAUCGUUCAAGAGGAGCAGAUCCAGGCUUCACCCGGUACUGAUUCAUCAUCCACCAUCAGACAGUUCUUGAAACCAGCCAACGACGAACUCACCGAUGUUGGGGUCAGGGGAACGUUCCCUGACCAGCGCAUCUCAAUGAAUCGGCUCCUAAACAAUGGGAGAGAUCUAAAAAAUGAGCAAUGUAACCCGAAGGGAGACUGGAAUAUCCUACGGCGGGACAGAAAUGAAGACCUGGCGGAGCCCCGCAGGAUCCGAUAUCUUCAUGUCCCUUCGAACAAUAUGGCGAAAGUCAUCGCGAACUACUACGCCGAUGCAAAGCCGGAUGUGAGAAGCAAAGGACAGAGCCCAGCCAUUCAGACAUCGACCCAGCUGCUUCUGCGGCCUCAAUACUGGCAUGGACAACAGCAAGGAACUCGAAGUGGUAUUGUGCAUGCCAGACACAUGCGCCCUCUGUGUGAGAUGGUAUCGUCUGACACGGGCCAAAUUGAGCAGAGUUCAAAGAACAUUGUCCUGUUUAGGAUCAUUUCAGAAAUCGACAAAGCCAAACAGCUUCGGUUACAACGGUUAUCAACAGCAAGGCCCUUGACCGAGCACCACGCCUUUGCGGACCUUCAUGGCUGCGAAGAGUGCAGGCAAAAUAUCAUGCAGGUGCAACGACUGAUAAUGGUUGACCAGAUAUGGAUGUGGAUCCUUGACGAGCAAACCAUCAUUACAUCUUUCCCACAAAGCUGGCAAAAGAACGCUAAGCAGACCAUCGAUGGCAUUCACGAGUCAAUUCGUGUUCGGCUGAGACCCUUAGUGACAACGCAGAUCGACGACCAGUUAUUGACUGUUUCCCUUUGGGCAGAGCCAAUUCCAAGUCCUGGAUACAUUUUCGGAGGUCAUUGGACGUGUUCGUUACAUCUUCCUCUGCUAGACAACACCGAUGAAGAGAAACUCCAACAAGAACUUCGCGAAGCAAUGGACGACCUGGAUGUAAUGAUCGACAUACAUGACCAACAGAAAGAUAUAAUUCGGCGAUUCUGCCAAUAUGCUGAGCACAAUCUGUCCAAAGAAGAGGAGAAACUGCACCGGUUCAAGGAGCAGUCCAAGGAUCUACUAUAUAAGUUAAGCAACCAGCUGAACGAACUGCAAAGAUUGAGGAAGUGGGCACAAAGUACAGCGGAGGCCAUGGACGACCUAAUCUCGCAAAAGCAGCAACAAGCCAGUCUAGUACAGGCAUGGGAAUCAGUCAGACAAGCCGACGAGUCCACCAGCCAGGGGCGAGCGAUCAUGAUGUUUACUGUAGUGACCAUCGUCUUUGUACCUCUUUCCUUCAUCUCGAGCAUAUUCGGGAUGAAUAACAUCGAGUUCACUGGCCAAGGCCCUAUGACUCUGAAUGAGCAGUUCAAACUCAUUAAAACACUGAGAGGAAUUGCAUGGUCCACGGUGGUGGCAGUUUACAAGUACCUAUCCACGGUGGUGGCCGUUUACACGGGGAUCUACGAGAUUUGGCUCGCAUUUCGUCGCCAAGGACGAUCUCCCCAUGAGAUGUUCAUACGUACAAUGGAGAUUAAGAUAGACCAGAUGAAACGCGACGUGGAAAGAGAAGGAAGACGGGAAGAACGCCGAAAGGAGUUCGAGAGGAGGACUGGACAUAAGCUCGCAGGAGGGAUAGAACAACCCCAAAGUCCUUAUCGCAGCAGGCGCUUGAGCCUUUUUCGACCGAGAGAACUUCCCGCUAUCCCUGGUGGACAUGCAGCAGAUGGUGACGGUAACCCAACGGGGGCUUUUGCUCUGGAAAUGGGUCCUGUUGAUACAGGAAGUAGGAUUAUCGACAGGCGAGCGCGCGGAGAGAGGGCACAUGCAGUCAUCGAAGAAGAAGAACAGAGAACCAGAGCCAGCCAGGACGGUGUUCGGGACAGAUUGCAUUGA
Neurospora tetraspora is the source of this 2721-nucleotide messenger RNA. RefSeq lists its product as uncharacterized. The coding region runs from base 1 to 2721 and encodes 906 amino acids. Gene Ontology annotation, molecular function: metal ion transmembrane transporter activity. Gene Ontology annotation, cellular component: membrane. Gene Ontology annotation, biological process: metal ion transport; transmembrane transport. Lineage: Eukaryota; Fungi; Ascomycota; Sordariomycetes; Sordariales; Sordariaceae. The record is from RefSeq and is a predicted model, not a curated record. The transcript has 10 exons.